Messenger RNA from Pseudophryne corroboree (corroboree frog), 2322 nucleotides. It is a transcript of the gene SLC5A9, whose product is annotated as solute carrier family 5 member 9. Lineage: Eukaryota; Metazoa; Chordata; Amphibia; Anura; Myobatrachidae. The record is from RefSeq and is a predicted model, not a curated record. The coding region runs from base 146 to 2167 and encodes 673 amino acids. The transcript has 16 exons. Gene Ontology annotation, cellular component: plasma membrane. Gene Ontology annotation, molecular function: D-glucose:sodium symporter activity. Gene Ontology annotation, biological process: transmembrane transport.
GGGCUAAUGGCAGAGGUUUGAUGAGAGCUGAAUUGGGACACAGAGGGAAACAAACUUGCAGGCUGUAAAUUCUGGAUUGCAGAGCUGGAAUUUGGCAGGAUUCACAGGAGUUUGUGUGGAGUCUGGAUACAGAAUUGCAGGAAUAAUGGAAAAUGACACACAAACGACCGGUCCUGAAUAUGCAGAGUUUGAGACUCCCGAUAUUAUUGUGGUUGUGGUGUACUUUGUGUUUGUCCUUGCAGUUGGGAUAUGGUCCUCAGUCCGUGCGAGCCGUGGAACGGUGGGAGGAUAUUUCCUAGCUGGGAGAAACAUGACAUGGUGGCCUAUUGGAGCGUCUCUAAUGUCCAGCAAUGUUGGCAGUGGCCUAUUUGUUGGCAUGGCAGGAUCGGGAGCAGCUGGAGGUUUGGCGGUUGGAGGUUUUGAAUGGAACGCUUCCUGGGUGCUGGUCGCUCUUGGAUGGAUUUUUGUGCCAGUAUACAUCGCCUCGGGAGUGAUCACUAUGCCGGAAUAUUUGCAAAAACGUUUUGGUGGCCACCGGAUUCGCAUCUACAUGUCUGUGCUAUCCCUCAUCCUCUACAUCUUCACAAAAAUAUCGACAGACAUUUACUCUGGAGCCCUUUUUAUCCAGGUCGCACUCGGUUGGAACAUUUACCUGGCCACGGUUGUAUUACUGGCCGUGACAGCAAUUUACACCAUUGCCGGUGGGCUAACCGCAGUGAUCUACACGGACACCCUGCAAACAGUUAUCAUGGUGGUUGGAGCCUUUAUUCUCAUGUUCAUUUCUUUUGACAAAAUUGGAUGGUACCCAGGACUGGAACAGAAGUAUAUGGAAGCAAUCCCAAAAGUAAUCGUACCCAACACAACGUGCCAUCUGCCCCGCAGUGAUGCUUUCCAUAUGAUGCGAGACCCCAUCACUGGGGACCUGCCAUGGCCUGGUCUUAUAUUUGGUCUGACCGUGUUGGCCACCUGGGUUUGGUGCACUGACCAGGUCAUUGUGCAGAGAUCUCUGUCAGCCAAGAACCUCUCUCACGCCAAAGGGGGCUCCAUUGUUGGGGGUUACCUGAAAAUAUUGCCCACGUUCUUCGUAGUAUUGCCAGGAAUGAUCAGCAGGGCGCUCUAUCCAGAUGAAAUCGGCUGUGUUCACCCUGAAGAAUGCUUUAAAUACUGUCAGAUUAAUGUGAGCUGCUCCAACAUGGCAUAUCCCAAGCUGGUAAUUAGACUCAUGCCUGUAGGUUUAAAGGGUUUAAUGAUCGCAGUAAUAGUGGCCGCUCUUAUGAGUUCCCUCACAUCAAUCUUCAACAGUGCCAGCACCAUCUUCACCCUUGAUGUGUGGUUACGUAUCCGCCAGCACGCCAAGGAAAAAGAGCUUAUGAUCGUGGGAAGAGUUUUCAUUAUCCUACUCGUGGUUAUUAGCAUCGUCUGGAUCCCCAUAAUCCAAUCUGCUAACAGCGGGCUGCUGUUUGAUUACAUGCAAUCUGUCACCAGCUAUCUCUCACCUCCGGUCACCGCCACAUUUAUCCUGGCUAUCUUUGUCAAGCGCGUCAAUGAACAAGGGGCCUUCUGGGGCUUAGUCAUUGGCUUGGUCGUGGGUGUUAUUCGAAUGGUUAUGGAUUUUGUGUAUACAGCCCCAAACUGUGGAGAGGUGGACGAACGACCUUCUGUGCUCAAGGAUGUCCAUUACUUGUAUUUUGCGCUCCUUCUGUUUGGGCUGACAGCAAUUAUCUGCAUUGUGAUUAGUCUUUGCACUCAAGCCAUGCCUGAUGAGAAGCUUGGUCGUAUGACUUGGUGGACAAGAAAUAGAUCCAAUCAAAAUAUUUACUUAAAAGGUCAACUGGAACCUUCGCCUGACAUUGCUUCAAUCUAUGCAGCCGGUACACCGAUUGAGAAGGAACCAGCAGGAGGCUUAGUGCCACAAGUGGAAGUUAUCCAAGAUAGUCCAUAUGCGGAGAUCAAGAAUGCCCCCACACACUCCUGGUGGAAGACGGUAUAUUACUGGUUCUGUGGUUUAUCCAUGCAGCCUGAGGUCAAGCUGUCCAAGGAGGAAGAACUGCGAUUACAGCUAAAGAUGACCAGUAUUGAGGAAGCACCGUUCUGGAAACGAGUGUGUGACAUCAAUGCUCUCCUCCUCCUCUCCAUCAAUGUAUUUCUCUGGGCGUAUUUCGGAUAAAGCGUGGCAGGCAGACAUAAGAGUGUUUAUAGAUUGGAUCACAUGGAGUCUAACAUUGUCAGUAUUACAGUAUUUGUCAGUACAAAACAUCUCCAUUUUUUUUCCAGGGACUGAGGCCUAACUGGGAAAAUAGCUUGUGGGCUAGAUGCAUCAUC